Aethina tumida (small hive beetle) is the source of this 1002-nucleotide messenger RNA. RefSeq lists its product as uncharacterized. NCBI's taxonomy places the organism in Eukaryota, Metazoa, Arthropoda, Insecta, Coleoptera, Nitidulidae. Bases 126 to 821 code for a protein of 231 amino acids. The record is from RefSeq and is a predicted model, not a curated record. The transcript has 4 exons.
CCCCGCUUCGACCACGUCCCCCCGAAAAAUGCGGUCGUAUAAAUGUUGUGGAGACGGUCUCGCUCCCGUGUAGAAGCGUAGAAGCGGUUCGUGCGUCUACCCGAUUUACAGAAGAGACACAAGAAAUGAAAUUGGCGUGUUUGGUACUGGCGGCGUGUGCCUGCGCCGUCGCCACACCCCAGGUCAAGCAAGUCCGACAGGUCUCCAAUCGUCCGGGAAGGUUCCUCUCCCUGCCCAAUCCACAGAAAUGCGCCAACAGACCGAAACAGUUCUUCUUCAGAGGUCACAACUACUUCUUCAGCGGCCACGUCCCCGCCUUGGCUAACAGGAAAGUCGACUGGUUAGACGGCAGGAACAUCUGCAGGGAAUACUGCAUGGACCUCGUCUCCCUCGAGACCCAGGAGGAGAACAACAUGAUCUUCAGAUUGAUCCAACAAAACGACGUUCCCUACAUCUGGACCUCCGGAAGGUUGUGCGACUUCAAGGGAUGCGAAGGCCGUUCCGAUUUGGAACCCAAGAACAUCUUCGGCUGGUUCUGGUCGGCGAACAGGGAGAAGAUCUUCCCCACGAACCAGACGCCUGCCGGUUGGGGAUACAACCCAUGGUCGCAGACCGGUCACAAGAAACAGAGACAGCCUGACAACGCCGAGUUCGACAUCAACGGCACCACCGAAUCUUGCCUUUCGAUCCUCAACAACGUUUACAACGACGGCAUCGCCUGGCACGACGUCGCCUGCUAUCACGAGAAGCCGAUCGUCUGCGAGGACUCCGACGAACUUCUCAACUACGUCGCCUCCACAAACCGUGGGCUUCGUCUUUAAAUUAUUUUAGUGUAUACAACCCUACCUUUGUGUCCUUUUCCCUGAACUCCUCCCUCGAUUUCCUCAAGUAGUUUUAACGAUUGUAUAAAUGUUUGUGUAAUUUUGUAUAUUUAUUAUUUUUUGAUAUACUCUAUUUGUAACGGAUUUUAUCAGGUACCUAAUAAAUUUAUGUUACGAUGUA